Messenger RNA from Trametes versicolor FP-101664 SS1, 1800 nucleotides. RefSeq names its product acetyl-CoA synthetase-like protein. The record is from RefSeq and is a predicted model, not a curated record. The transcript has 14 exons. Bases 1 to 1800 code for a protein of 599 amino acids. NCBI's taxonomy places the organism in Eukaryota, Fungi, Basidiomycota, Agaricomycetes, Polyporales, Polyporaceae.
AUGGCAUCCCAGCCUACCCCGCAAGGGGUCGACCAUCCCACCUUCGAUCCCCCUCCGUACAACCACGGUCUCUCCGUGCCAGGUCUCUACGAAUACCAAGCCAAGAACAGCCCCGACCAUCCCGUCUUCAAGUACGCACACCCCUCAGACGAAGCGGCUCAUCAUGUCACGUUCUCCGAGGCAUGGGACAAGAUAGGUGCUGUCGUCGAGGUUGUUUUACGACGGGUCUCAAAACCUUGUGAGAAGGCGUCCGACGCCAAAAGGCUCAUCGUCGGCAUACUUGCUAUAUCUGACACACUCAGUUACAUCUACACGCUAGUCGCCAUUAUGAGCUUGGGUUACACUGCUUUCCCGAUAGCGCACUCUCUCAGCGCGGACGCAGUCGCACACCUGCUCGAGGCAAAAGGUGUGAUGCAGCUUUGGGUCAGUGGAGACGAGAAGGUGCAAGCACUCGCACACUGUACGAUGGACAUGCUGGGCAAGAAAGGGAUCGCCCUUACGGUACUCCCAAUGGUCACGCCUCAGGAGUACGCCCAGCGGGGCAAGACCUCUACGUCAUGGGCCAGAGAAGUAGUGCGCAUUGCGGACGAUGAGGUGACCGUCAUAUAUCAUUCGAGCGGAAGCACUGGACUACCCAAACCUAUCCCCAUAACCGGGAGAGCCCUCGCCAAUGCGUGCAACACCCCUUGUUUUGGAGACCUCGAUUUGGCUGGAAAGUGCAUCGCCGCGCAUACUAAUCCUCCUUGUCAUGGAACCGGUAUCAUGACAAUGACGUGGCCAGCAAGUAUCUCUAACCACGAGCAAGUCUAUCUUAAGCUGAUUUAUAACAAACAGUUAGCAAGCGGCUUGAUAUGCGCACUCUAUCCACCCGUCUCUCCAUUGAUAGUCCCUACUCCGGCGAAUUUCCUCGUCGCUUGGCGGGCAUGCAAGUGCGACAUCGUGGUAUGCAUGCCUGUGUUCAUCGAGGCAUUGGUGCGCAAUCCUGCAAACCUCCCGGCUCUGAAAGCGCUAGACAUGCUCGUGUACACCGGCGCGACAUUGACCAAGAGCGUUGGAGACAAGCUCGUGCAAGACGGCGUACGGCUGCUGUCGAGCUGGGGAAGCACUGAGGUGGGUGCGGCUUCGAAGACAUUUCCGUGUGAAAUACCGGGCGAAGACUGGGAAUACUUCGAAUUCUCGCCGAGCAUCCCUUUCGUCAUGCGACCUCACGAGGGCGCGGAGCGAGUCUUUGAGCCCAUUAGGCCUGCCACUGAGACGUCCUACCCCAACGUCACAAACAUGGAACUGGACGGCCGUCCGGCAUGGGCGACGGGCGACCUCCUAGAGCAGCACCCGAAGAAACCGACACAUUGGAAGGUACUAGGCCGCAAAGAUGAGAAAAUCAUCUUUUCUACUGGGCAGUGUCUAAACCCUGUGCCAAUCGAGAACAUCCUUGCGCAGGACUUAAACAUUGGGACUGCAAUCGUCUUUGGGCAUGGCCGGAUCCGACUUGGUCUCCUCGUCGAACCGACGCAGGGCGAAAGGGGCUCCGAUGAUGGCAGCGAGCAGUGGGUCGAGAACUACAAAGACCUGAUCUGGCCUACCGUGGAAGAAGCAAACAAGCACAUUCGAGGCCCGUACGCGAUUACACGCAGGAUGAUCCUCGUUGCCUCCGCAGAGAAGCCGCUCGAGCAUACCCAGAAGUCGACAACCCGGCGCGGGUUAUGUCUGAAGCUAUACAAGACGGAGAUCGACGACCUGUAUGCCGUCCCCGAGUCUGAUGAGUCCCCGGUGCAUCGGGAGUUCCCAGGGCGCAUGUAG